AUGUCAUUUGAAAUCACAAUUCUUGGGUCAUCAGGGGGUCCAUUAGAAGGAAGCACUUGUUCAAUACUAUUAAAGCCGGCAAACAUCUCUUAUCAUGACAUCAUCAAUGAUAAUCUACCUGAUCAAUUAUUAUGCAUCGAUGCUGGAUCAGGUAUGGGUAAACUAACCGAGAUUAUUCAUCAAGAAACUACAACUAAAACUUCAUAUUGCAAUUUUCUUCAAUAUUAUCCCGAUUGUGAGACAGUAUCCUACUAUUAUCAUCCUGAUAUAGCCAUAACCACCCCAUUUUCCAAUUUUCAACCAGGUAGACCGAUUCUACAUACCCAAAAGGUUUUCAAUAAUUUACAAAACUACCUUAUUUCCCAUUCCCAUCUAGAUCAUGUUUGUUCAGUAGUGAUAAAUUCUGCGGGAUUUAAUAAAAAUGUACUGAAUAAAACUUUAUAUGGAUCUCAUUACACGAUCAACUCGAUGCAGAAGCAUUUGUUCAAUGGGAAAAUUUGGCCCAAUAUGCCUAGUUUCAAAAUAGUCAACUUGAACUAUUUGGAAAGCAACAGAAGUGAAAGAAUAGGGAUAUAUACAGUAAGAAUGUUUGAUUUGAGUCAUGGCGAGUUCAACAAAUUGACUGAAGAAAAAGAAGAAGCACAACAUCAUAUUAAUAGCAACAGUAAUAACAUCUGGAAGAAGCGUUAUGACCGCAGGCGAUCUUCUAUUACCACCAUCCCUGAAAACACCAGUGGUUUGAUUAUAAAGAAUUCCGAGGCCUUGAACCAUCAUUAUUUAUCAUCAGCAUUUUUGAUUACACUAGACGUGCCAGAACUGACCAUCACAAAAGAAAACCCGCCCAGUAUAUUAAUAUUUGGAGAUUUUGAAAGUGAUUUAACCAGUAAAUUGUCCCGUAACUUAUUUAUUUGGAAAAACAUAGCACCACUAAUAUUGAGAAACCAGAUGAAAGCAAUCGUACUAGAGUGUUCGAAUUGUAUAGAGAUUGACGCCAAUGAACUUUAUGGCCAUUUAACACCAAAAUUAUUGAUUUAUGAAUUGAAGCAAUUGGCUCAUGAAUGUAAACAAUUAGACACCACCACCAAUAUUGAACAACCAUUAUUAGGGUUAAAUAUAAUUGUCAACCACGUCAAAGAACCCAUUACCGAUCCAAAUGAAGAAAGCCAAUUGCACGAUCCAAGAAAAAGGAUUUUAACUGAGUUGAAUAAAUUAAAUGCAGUAGAAAAAUUGGGGUGUAAUAUCUCAAUUGCUCUUAGUGGCACCUCAAUUAUGGUAUAA
Messenger RNA from Candida dubliniensis CD36, 1278 nucleotides. It is a transcript of the gene PDE1, whose product is annotated as 3',5'-cyclic-nucleotide phosphodiesterase PDE1. The record is from RefSeq and is a predicted model, not a curated record. Bases 1 to 1278 code for a protein of 425 amino acids. The transcript has a single exon. Gene Ontology annotation, biological process: cGMP catabolic process; negative regulation of glucose mediated signaling pathway; cAMP catabolic process. Lineage: Eukaryota; Fungi; Ascomycota; Pichiomycetes; Serinales; Debaryomycetaceae. Gene Ontology annotation, molecular function: 3',5'-cyclic-AMP phosphodiesterase activity; 3',5'-cyclic-GMP phosphodiesterase activity.